GUGUGUUCAACAUACUAGUUCAUUUUAGAUCCAUUGCAGCUGAGACAUCAAAAAUGUUAUUACAGUGCAUCUUGAUUCAGGGUGAAUUAAUAAAAUUGCUGUGUGGAUAGAGACUGGUUUAUUAUCACACUCUGAGGCGUUGUUUGCUGCAGUGUAAACCAGCAAAGACAGCUUUUUAACGGCGGUACAGCGGGAUCUCUAUAUGAAAGGUUGCAUUGAGUUUCACAUUAGAAUCCACAUCCUGUAAGAGGAAAUGAGCACACAGCAGUGGGACUGAACCACAUCUGUGUCCAGCUGUGACCAUGCAACCAGAUGAGAAGCUGCAGCUGGCUGGACGUGUCAGGUCCGUGAAAGUGGGUCCCCAUUCUCAUCCUCCCAAUCCUCUUCAUCCUCUUCAUCUUCCAUCUGUGGCGGGCUGUUAGUGGGCGGGGCUACAGAGGGAGGAAGAGAUGCGAAAGAGUCAGUGAGGAGGAAGAACAACAACCAGAGGAGAGGAAACCAUACAAACAUACACACCGUCCCGGACCUUACACAACACACACACACACACACACACACACACACACAGAGGGCGGGUACUGGAUCAGACCCAGCUUCACUUCAUCCUCAUCCUCAUACCAGAGGAAGUGGCCCUCCCCCGCCCCCACUGACCCGGGGAGUCAACACUGAUGGAGAAACAGGCCGGAGCUGCCGGAGCUGCCGGGGCGGCGGACGGAGCAGGGCCCAACAGAAAGCCGUGGACCUCGACGACCUGCGGACCAGGGGCCGGUGAGACUGUGGAGAGUCCCUCAGGUUCUCAUGUGGAGUGGUGUAAACAGCUGAUCGCAGCCACCAUCUCCAGUCAGAUCUCAGGAUCAGUCCCACCUGACAUCGCGAACAGGGAUAACAAGGCUGGGAGACGACCAGAUUUCAUGGUGUCCAAGAGGCUGAUUCCCAGGCAGGAUUUACAUGAUGAAGGUCUUUGUUACCAUGGAGAAAGUGAUUCUGAGCAUCCUUCCACUGCUUUGAACCUUCCAGCUCUGAGAUACGGGGCUCAGGUCAGGAUGUCCCAAAACCAGGUUCCUCUGCUGCCAGGAGAGACCGUCCAGACCACAGUCAAGGAUGUGAUGUACAUCUGUCCGUUCAGUGGUCUGGUUACUGGGACUCUGACCAUCACAGACUACAAGCUCUACUUCAGCAGUGUGGAGCGGGAGUCUCCGUUCAUCCUGGAUGUGAACCUGGGAGUCAUCAGCAGACUGGAGACCAUCAGUGUUUCCACACAGGGAGAGAACACCAAGGGCCUGGAGCUGGUCUGCAAGGACAUGAGGAGUCCCAGGUUUGCCUACAAGACAGAGGAGAGUCAUCCAGAUGUGGUGCAGGCGCUGGCCAAACACGCCUUCCCCCUCUCCCACAGCCUGCCGCUGUUCGCCUUCCUGUACAAGGAGCAGUUUCCUGUGGACGGCUGGAAGGUGUACGACCCGGCGGCGGAGUACAGGCGCCAGGGUCUCCCUAACGAGAGCUGGACCAUCAGUAAGAUCAACACCAGCUAUGAGCUGUGUGACACCUACCCCUCCGUCCUGGUCAUCCCCACCAACAUCGCAGACGAAGACAUCAGACGAGUGGCCGUCUUCAGAGCCAAGCACCGCAUCCCGGUCUUGUCCUGGAUCCACCCCGAGUCUCAGGCCACCAUCGUGCGCUGCAGCCAGCCGCUAGUCGGACCUUCGGACCGCCGCUGUAAAGAGGACGAACGCUUCCUCCAGAUCAUCAUGGACGCCAACGCACAGUCCCACAAGCUCACCAUCUUUGACGCCCGGCAGAGCAGCGUGGCCGUCACCAACAAGGCCAAAGACGGAGGGUUCGAGAGCGAGAGUUUCUACCCCAACGUGGAGCUGAACUUCCUGGACAUCCCCAACAUCCACGUGAUGAGGGAGUCGCUGAGGAAGAUGAAGGACGUGGUUUAUCCCACCAUAGAUGAAGCUCACUGGCACUCUGCUAUCGACCAGACUCACUGGCUGGAGUACAUCCGGCUGCUGUUAGCGGGAGCAGCUAAAGUAGCUGAUAAGCUGGAGUCGGGGAAAACGUCGGUGGUGGUUCACUGCAGCGACGGCUGGGACAGAACCGCUCAGCUCACCUCUCUGGCCAUGCUGAUGCUGGACAGCUACUACCGCACACUCAGAGGCUUCCAGGUUCUGGUGGAGAAGGAGUGGAUCAGUUUUGGACACAAGUUCGCUGCACGCGUGGGUCACGGUGAUGAGAACCAUGCUAACUCGGAGCGCUCCCCCCUCUUCGUCCAGUUCAUCGACUGUGUUUGGCAGAUGACUCGCCAGUUCCCAGCAGCCUUUGAGUUCAACGAGUUGUUCCUGAUCACUGUGCUGGACCACCUCUACAGCUGUCUGUUUGGUACAUUCCUGUACAACAGUGAAGAGGAGAGGGCAGCCAAGGAGGUGCAGACCCAGACCAUGUCCCUGUGGUCCUACAUUAACAGCCAGCCGGAGGACUUCACCAACCCCUUCUACGUGGACUAUGAGCACCACGUUCUGUAUCCACUGGUGUCCUCCAGACACCUGGAGCUGUGGACCAGCUACUACGCCCGCUGGAACCCCCGCAUGAGACCACAGGUGCCGGUGCACCAGACCCUGAAGGAGCUGCUGAUCCUGAGAGCAGAGCUGCAGAGGAGGGUGGAUGAGCUGCAGAAGGAGACCACCUCCCACUCCCUGUCCUCCUCCUCUGAACACUCCCCCUCCCCCACACACACCACAGGAACUCCACUGCACAGCGCCGUCUGACACACACACAUAUACACACACACACACACACACACACACACACACACAGUUAAAUUCAUGCUUUAGGCCAAUAACAGUGUUUACACUCUGAGGGAUUCUUACAUUUAUAUUAACAUUAUUACAGAAACCAGAUGUUUGUAAAGUUUUUUAAAAGUAUUUAAAGAGAAUUAAAAACCACCUUCAGUGAACUCACCCUCCCUCUGCUUAUUUAUAUUAUUUAAGUUUCUCACCUGGUUCAGAGCAACCAGGUGAACCUGCACUGGAGGAACACCUGGGAGUCUUAACUCUGACUUCAGAUCAGUGAAGAAAUGUUACGUCUCAGGGUCUGUUAUUGAUCGAUUAUUGUCUGUAGUGUUAAAGAUAGUUAGUGCUCCCUCCCUCACUCUUCUUCCUCAUGAUUUAUUUGACCAACACAAACCUGAACAUGAUUAAAACACCAUACGUUUUAAAAAUCCUCUGCUAUGAUUCAUAUUUUGUUGAUAAAACUGGGUCUGAAGCUCAUCUACUCUUACUUCCUGAUUGAGAAAUCAGGUAUUGUGCCCCGCCCACCACCUGCUGUCUCCAGGUGGACAGGUGAAAGAGCAGAAAGUAUCGUGAUGGUUAGAGGAGGAAACAUCAGAGAGACUCAGCCACAUGUUUGAGCCUCAGUCAGACCCAGACUCAGAGCAGGAGUCUAACGAGACUAGCAGACGGAUCUGAACGGUUAGCGCAGUUAGAAUCUUUUAUUUGUUUAUGUCAGUGGCUCCCUACCUUUGGGCUGGCAAAUCAUUUGCAAAACUGUAAAAUUUUGGUGAAAAGAUGUAAUUAUAUUUAAAAAUAUAAAUAAUAAUAAUAAAAAUUAAAUGUUUCUAAAUGAAAUUAUAUUUUAAAAAUAAAAAAUGUUGAAAUGCUCCAUCCAUUUUAUUUUUCACAUCAUUCCACAUCAUAGACUUGUUUCUAUCUCUCAGUCUGAUUGCACGCUGACAGAUCACAUCCAGGGCAAAAACUGGAGAAUCCAAAUUGAGAGCGGAUUAGCAACAGGAAGAGUUCAAAGGAAAAAGAUUAAUCAACCUAAUCAUUAAAAAGAAAUAGUGGUCUAAAAUCAAAUUAUUUGGCCUUUGUAAAGUUAUGUUGGAUGUUGGUCCGAUGUGAGUCGCCAACAUUUUUGAGAUUUUCAAGUUGGAAAAGGUUGGGACCCACUGGUUUAUGUUGUUUGUUAGCUUGUAACUGUCAGUGGCUGACACAGUGUUAGUGAUUGUGCUAAUGCUAACUCUCUCUCUCUGUACUGACAAGGUUUCAGGUUUAUUUAGCCCCGCCCCCUGUCCCCACAAGUUGACUGGAUUGGUUCCUGAGGUUUGUGACGUAUGAAACCCUGACUGUCUGAAUCUGUGUUUGUGAGACUGUCAUUGGUUCACUGCAGUUCAAGGUGGAAACACUCAGUCAUGGUGAUGAUUAUUUCACUCAUCAUAUGUCUGUAUUAUAUAAAAACAUCAUAAGAAUGUUAAAGGUUAAACAGGCUCAGUGUUUAUGUCCCUGGUUUCACAUCCUCGGUGUGAUGCUUGUUUCCGUCACUGCCAAGCACAACCACUGUUUUGUAUAUAAACCAGCUGUGGAAGCUGAAGUGUCAGUCUUAAAUGUCUUUAAUGUAAAUAACGUGUCUAAUUAAACACAAACUUCUUAAUGAGCCAGAAUGAAUUGUCGCAUUUAUUCCUGAUUAAACCAGAUCCAUUCAGA
This is a messenger RNA of Seriola aureovittata, 4478 nucleotides long. RefSeq names its product myotubularin related protein 1a (gene mtmr1a). Gene Ontology annotation, biological process: dephosphorylation. The coding region runs from base 669 to 2765 and encodes 698 amino acids. Gene Ontology annotation, molecular function: phosphatidylinositol-3,5-bisphosphate 3-phosphatase activity. The record is from RefSeq and is a predicted model, not a curated record. The transcript is spliced from 20 exons. Lineage: Eukaryota; Metazoa; Chordata; Actinopteri; Carangiformes; Carangidae.